Messenger RNA from Ipomoea triloba (trilobed morning glory), 2625 nucleotides. RefSeq lists its product as uncharacterized. NCBI's taxonomy places the organism in Eukaryota, Viridiplantae, Streptophyta, Magnoliopsida, Solanales, Convolvulaceae. The record is from RefSeq and is a predicted model, not a curated record. Bases 214 to 2343 code for a protein of 709 amino acids. The transcript has 4 exons.
AUGUUUUCUGUUUCUCUCUCUCCUUGGGAGUGAGUGAGAUAAGAAUCACAGUAGAGAGAGAAAGAGAAAGCUUGCUUUUUUAUCUAUCUAUCUAUCUAUCUAUCUCAGUCGUCUCAGUACCCACUACUACUUGUGUGAGUGUCAUUUUCAUUCAGAUUUUCCUUUUUUGAUACAUACCUUGUGUUCCUGCUAUCGCCCACCUCCGAAGGGAUAAUGGGCAGAGAGUGGUUUUACUGGGGAGGUGGUGGCGGCGGCGCCGCUAGAUCCUCCUCCUCCGCCUCCAAGAAAGGGAAGCGAUCAAGAAAACAACUAGAAGUGGAGGAUGAUGGUAGUGCGCCCAGUCCUGGGUGCAUGUGUGCUGUUCUUCAACUCUUUGAUCUCCCCCAUUUCCAGGUUGUUUUGAACCACCAUAGCCACCGUUCUCUCAGCCCCGUUUCUUCUUUCGUUCAAGACCACCCUUUUCAACGCCCAACUGGAGUUGAAGCACCAAGAAACAGCUUGGACAUGGAAGAGCCGACGGUGGGGCUAAACCCUGGAGCUUCAAAAACCAUGAGGCCGAGGUUGAAACAAGAAGACGAAGAAGAAGAAGCAAAAAAUUUGAAUAAUAUCCCAGUGGGGAUUAAUCAAAUCAGAACCAGCUGCGACUCCCGGCCGUCGUCGUGUAAACCAAGAUCAGACGAUUUCUCUUCGGAAUGUAGCAGCUCUCCGGGAGGGGCCAAGACUCCGAAUCUCGUGGCGAGACUCAUGGGUCUGGACCUCCUGCCGGAGAACGCUUCUCCGACGUUCGGAAAUUCAAGAAAGUCCAAUUUGCAGCCCAGAACAGAACCGCGAGACCGCGCCAGGUACCUGCUCCACCAGGAUCGCCGUUCCCGGAGCUUCAACGUUCUUGACAACGCAGAUAUUUCCGGCGCCGGCGGCACCGUUUCGCUGCCGGAAACCCCAAGAAUAUCGCUGGCUAGGAAGUCCGACGUGGACCAUCACCACCGGCUGUCGCUCCAGAUCAACAAAGAGAACGCCGGCGAGGAAUUCGAUCAGUUUUCGUCUGGGAAAAGAUCGGCGAGGAGUCGCCGGCGAGAGCCCCGAGAGGCUCUCCGGCAAAUGGAUGAGAAUAUCAGAAGCCCCAGCUUUUACGCCAGGCAGAUUGUGAAGCAAGUGAAAGAAAGCGUCAGCAGAAAAGUCGGCGCCGCCGAUAUAACCAUCCACAAAAACAACCUCAAAAAAGACCAUAAUCUCGACAAUAACCAGGUUGUCUUGCUUAAACCUAGUAAACCCUCCAUUUUUCUCCAAGAUAAUAAUUUUAGCCCAACAAAACACCAAUCUUGCUCUCCAAGGUUCAGAUUCUUAGAACCAAAACCCACCAAACCACCACCUCCAAACACAGAUAAUUUCACCCCUCCACCAAAACCCCCCCAGAAAAUUAUCCCCAAACCAAAAUCUCAAGAAAACAAAAACAACCUCAAAAAACCCGCCGCCAUUAGAAGCAAGAAAGAAGAACCCUUUGUUCGCCCUGCAAAUAUCAACCAUGAAACCAAGAAGGGGAAGAGAAGUGAGCUUCUAAACCCCAAUAAUGUUCCAACCAUAUUACCGGCUUUCAAGAAAGACUGUCGUGAGUGUCGUCCUUCUUCUUCCCCACCAAAAUUACCUCAAAAGCAGGCGCAGAAUGAUGCCCUUUCAUCGAAAAAGAGCUCACCACAACAGUUAUCUAGUUCUCCGAGCCAGUCGUACCAUCACCCCCUAACCACCUCCAAAGAAAAAAACAUCAUCGUCCGUGAUGACCGUAACGGCGCCGCCGGCGAAGAAGAAGCGGAAUUUCAGUACAUCCAGAGAAUACUAAAACGUACGGGCGUCGAAAAAGAUUCCUCGGUAUCAUUAGCCAAAUGGUACUCCUCUUCCCACCCUCUAGACCCUUCCAUUUUCCACUACAUUGAGCUUUUCCACCACCAAACCGCCAUUAAAAACUCAAAACUUCGGCUCCGGUGCAACAGAAAGCUGGUUUUUCAGUUAGUAGAUGAACUCCUCGUCGGAAUCUUGAAACCUUACCUCGGAUCCCGGGUCGGGUUCGGGCGGAAUAUGACCGGGUCGGAGCUCAUGGAAGCGAUUUGCUAUAAAGUUCGGAACUUUCCAUCGGCGGAUUGCCAGGUUCUAGAAGAUAUCGAUUCCUUGAUCGAAACGGACAUGGAGAAAUCAAGAAAUCAAGAAGAGGAAGAAGAAGAAGAGAGGGUAGUUCUUGAGAUUGAACGUCACGUGGUGGAUGAGCUAAUGCAUGAAACGGCGAUGGUGGUCCUGGAGGGGGUGGCACGUGGCACGUCCGUACGUACAGUGAGAGACCGAGGAAGAAGUUAGAGAGAGAGAGAGGAGAGAGAGCGUCACAGGUUCUGACUUCUGAGAGAAGGUCACAUGGGUCAUCUCCCCGUGAUUAGAUACCAAUGGGCCCACUUCUUGUGCUUUGGUGGGGUACACGUGACCCACACUCUUUGGACCGACAUACUCACUCUCUCAUUGGCUUUAGCCCUAGCUUCUUGUCCGCUCGCCUUUACUCUGUAAUCAUUUUGUUUUUCCUUCUGUAUAAUAAUUUCCAAUAACCUUUUCUUUUUACUCUUUUUUUUUCUCCCCCUCCCUCUAUAU